AUGCGUUUUGUCGGGCUCGUGUUGUCUUUGGUGCUUACCGCUACUUUGACAGUGGCUACUUCCUUGCGCCUUACCACUUGGAAUCUCCGAUACGACUCUCAAUCUAACAAUUUAACCGUGACCGAUUCUAUUGCAAACCUACCCGACCGACUGAUAGAGCCAGAGCCUUACUAUGCUGAUGCCUCUCACGAGAAACCCUGGAGUACGAGGCGAAUUGGGGUUGCCGCACUGCUGAAAUUUCAAGGGUCGUCAAUUAUAUAUCCCAAUAGCUUUCCAGGAGGCGUGGUAAGGCAAGUGCAUGAUCUACAGGAGCUCCUCGGCAAGGAAUGGGGUUGGGUUGGCGUUGGUCGCGACGAUGGGGUAGAACGCGGGGAGUUUAGCCCAAUAUUCUUCAAAAAAUCUGUGGUGGAACUCAAGUCGUGGGAUACGUUCUGGCUUACCAACACUCCGUUCGAUGUAUCCAAAUAUCCAGGCGCUGGGUCAUACAGAAUUUGCACAGUUGCCCGUUUGUCCAUCAGUGGAAAAGAUUUCACACUACUAAACACACAUUUUGAUGACCAAUCUGAUGCACAACGGCGCCUUGCGGCCUCACUUAUCUUGUAUCGGGCAAAAUACGAGGCCGCGACAACCCAAGCGCCCGUAUUUGUUAACGGAGACUUCAACAGCCCUGCAGAAGGGACAGAUAACGGCGCAUACAAGAUAUUCACUGGCGUGAUUGCACCAGUCGCUAUCAAUGCCACUUUUGCGCAAAAGUUUGCUGUACCCAAGAACAAACCCCUGCCCGAGGGAUUCAAGAUGGUCGACACGAGGGGAGCGACGCCACGCGAGAAGGUGUUCGGACAUUUUGCCACAUACACAGGGUUCUCCGCUCCUGGCUACACAAACUCGUAUGGGAGAAUAGAUUUUGUCUUUGGAGCGUCGCAUGUCAAGUGGCAAAGUGUUGCCUACAAGGCAGAUGAGGUUCUCUACGAUGAUGGUAUCUACCUGAGCGAUCAUCGACCGGUUACCGUCGAUCUGGUCCUGGAGUGA
Rhizoctonia solani is the source of this 1029-nucleotide messenger RNA. RefSeq lists its product as uncharacterized. The transcript is spliced from 7 exons. Bases 1 to 1029 code for a protein of 342 amino acids. NCBI's taxonomy places the organism in Eukaryota, Fungi, Basidiomycota, Agaricomycetes, Cantharellales, Ceratobasidiaceae. The record is from RefSeq and is a predicted model, not a curated record.